This is a messenger RNA of Hippocampus zosterae (dwarf seahorse), 4122 nucleotides long. RefSeq names its product ETS-related transcription factor Elf-2-like. Lineage: Eukaryota; Metazoa; Chordata; Actinopteri; Syngnathiformes; Syngnathidae. The coding region runs from base 715 to 2778 and encodes 687 amino acids. The record is from RefSeq and is a predicted model, not a curated record. Gene Ontology annotation, biological process: cell differentiation; regulation of transcription by RNA polymerase II. Gene Ontology annotation, molecular function: DNA-binding transcription factor activity, RNA polymerase II-specific; sequence-specific DNA binding. The transcript is spliced from 10 exons. Gene Ontology annotation, cellular component: nucleus.
GAUAAAGGAAACGUAGUCAAUUGACAGUUAAGCGGAAUGCUACAAAUUGGUGUCAUGCAGUUUUAUAGUCCCUCUUUGAGAGCAGCAUAUAUACACUGUUUGUUAGACUUGAACAUAGAAAUAAUCUAUUGUGCUGAAUGAAUAGAAUAAAGAGUGCUGGAAAAAAGUCCAGUUUGUAAAAUGACUUGAAGGGGACAUUACUUUGGGAAAUUCUGUAUCUGUACAGUAUCAGGUAAGUGGCUGAGGUCACACUUGUAUUCGGUUGCUGUGUCAUCAUUGUACGUCUGUGAGCAUUGGCCGAGGGCUCUACUGCAGGGCACAGGGCAGGGCGUUGUGUCUUUGGCAGUUGACCGAGUAGCUUGCAACAAAAGGGUUAUUGUAUGAAAAAAAGAAAAAAAAAAUCAUGUGACUGUUACUGUGUGUGUUGGUUCCACCCCCUGUCAUGUGAUGAGGGCAGGGCUACAUGGAGUUAGUUGUGAGCUGCUCCUUCCACAACUGCACGCGCACGGCGUUAGCAAAGUGAGGAGAUGGAAGGAUGUGUGGUGGACAUGGGAAGGUUUGGAAAGUCUGACACACUCUGGGAAGAAGGGGGGAGAGUAUACAUGAUGCCUCGUCUGUCUUGGCCUAUCUCUCACUACCGCGGUGGAAGCCACCAAGCAGAGGUGCUGUCGGGAGUCACAGGCUGUGACUGCCAAUCACUCACGAGCAUGAAUCAUGACCUCAGUGGUACUGGUUGACAACAGUGGGACAGUGGUCGAGUAUGUCACAGCAGUGGAGGACCCACAGCAGCAGGACAGUGAGUUUGAUGUGGAUCUGGAGAUGGAGGGCGAAGUGGAGGGCGAGUGUGACGGCGAAGAGGUAGAUGAUGGAAGAGAAGCUGAGACCGACCCAACAGUCGUUGUGGAGGAGGUUCCUGGUGCCAUUUUAUCUGAGGAGCCUGGUUACUCAGCCCAGGUGGUGGUGUAUGGUGACGAAACGUACAUAAUGCAGGAAGUGAGCAGUGAGCAGGAUGUGGAGUCCGAAAGGGGGGCAGUUGAGGCCUCUGUCCAUGGCACUAAUGUGCACUGCUCUGACAAGACCAUCGAGGCUGCGGAGGCUCUGCUUCACAUGGACUCACCAUCCAGUAUCAGAGAAGACUGCAGUCCAGCAACACCAGAGUUCCUCCAUGCCGCCAUGCGUCCGGACAUUGCAGGGACGGAGGUGGAGAUAUCAACAGAGGGCUGCUGCGAUGAUGAUGAUGAAGACGACAAUGAUGAUGAUGAUGAUGACGACGAAGAUAUAGGCGACUUGAUAGAGGAGCCAGAGGCGGAACACGACCAUGAGCCUGUCAGGAAGAGGAGAGCUGGACGAAAACUGAAAACGCAUCAGUCGUAUUCGAAUGGCUCAGUUGAUCUCGGGCUCAGGAAGAAGUCGAGAGAAGGCAAAGCAGGAAACACCAUCUACUUAUGGGAGUUCCUUUUGGACCUCCUGCAGGACAAGAACACGUGUCCAAGGUACAUUAAGUGGACACAGAGGGAGAAGGGCAUCUUCAAGCUGGUGGACUCCAAGGCCGUAUCGAAGCUAUGGGGAAAACACAAAAACAAGCCAGAUAUGAACUAUGAAACAAUGGGUCGGGCGCUCAGAUACUACUACCAGCGUGGAAUCCUUGCCAAAGUCGAAGGCCAGCGUCUGGUUUACCAGUUUAAAGAAAUGCCCAAAAAUCUUGUGAUCAUUGACGACGACAAGACGGAAAUGUCCGUCACCGACGUGCCGAUGCGCUCGGAGACGACGGCGUCCUACCAGCGCAUGCUGCAGCCGCCAGACGUCGUGCUGAAGGGCUCCCAGCUGUCCUUCAGGAAGAGCCCCGAGGUGUCUUUCAGAAAGCCCAACAUCCUGCGUGGCGGCAGCAGAGCCAAUGUGGCACACGCCCCUGCCGCCACGGGCGACAAGACCGUGGCGGCCAGUGUCUCGGGGACGGCGACCACCUUGGGAGAUGGGAGUCAGAUUCAACAGGCGGCUAUCCUUUCAAAUGCGUCCGGGCCCAGGACGGUGCGAGUCGCCAUGCAGGUGCCGGUCGUGAUGACAUCAUUGGGUCAGAAGAUUUCGACGGUUGCCAUGCAGCAGUCAGCUGUCAGGACGGGGGCAGCUGGGCAUACCACCCUCAUGUCCACCGCUUCUGCUCUUGGUGCUACUGCUGGAGCUGCCAACUCUCAACAGAAGGUUGUGAUCCAGACCAUCCCUACCAUGGUCCCAGCCACAGCAGAGAAUGGCGAGAAGAUCACCGUCCAGCUGGCCAAGAUCAUCACCAUCCCAGCUCACCAAUUAGCCCAAUGUCAGCUGCAGACCCCCACGGGCGCCGCCAAGCCCGGUGUCAGCUCGCCAGCGACUGGCAUCAGCCUCCUAGGAAGCCCACUCACGGUGCAGACCCUGGCCCCGGUCGGUGUGACCUCGGGAGCACAGGUUAUGAGGCUGUCUGUGCCUGUGCCUGCUCAAGCGCAACAACAACCGCCUGCUGCGACGGCACAGCCGUCGGGGAGCCCGGCGGGUUCCGUCACAGUGGCGACGGCCGAAGGCUCGGCUUCGCCGCAGCCGCGCGUGGUCGGUGGCCUUUUUAAUGGCUCGGAGCUGGUGGUGAGUGGGGACGAGCUUAAGGCUGCCGGUGUCCAAGUCCAAGCGGUGCAGGUACCCGUGACGGUCGCUGUCCCGCAGAAUAAAGGCAUUGUCAAAGGCGCCCCGUCGCAUGCGCUAAUCAAACUGGAAUCCACCGAGGUGGUGAAGACUGAAGAGCCAGAGUGUUGAGAUCCACCGGUCAUUCACACACGCUCCCUUUCCCCACCCGAGUGAAUCACUUUGUACAUGAAACUUUGUUUUUUUUUUUAUUACACUUGUGAUAACCAGCAGAAGUUUGAUAGACUUUUAAAUGCCGUUUUUUUUUUCUCCUCUCUGCUGCAUGAAGCAUUUCAGCCAAGCCUGUAAAAUGAAAAGUCUGUGGUGGAGCCCAACAUGCAAAUAGGAACAGACAAACUUGAAAGGGACCAACCCAUAUCACUACCGCUACGCCCGCUCACAAGGAACUCGUCACGAGCAGAAAGUCUCAUCAACCCAAAACACUACACAAGCGAUUUGAACAAAAGUCCAAUGUCCUCUAAUUGGUUCAAAAAAAAGUGUACGCACGUAGAAGCCUGAUUGCUUUUCUGUUUUGUUUUUGUGUGCGAUUGUUUCAACCAGCAAUUUCUACUUCAGGCACUGUGCAAAUCAAUGUAUGUCUGCACGUGUGUGUGUGGUGCUACAUGAGUCCCAAAGGAGUAUUUUAGAACUAUAUAUAUGUAAAUGGCUACGAUACAUAGUUUACAGAGCUAAUAACAGGGCAGCCUUUGGUUUUAAUUUUGACCUCCUUAAUGUACUAUAUGAACUGUAAGUUGAAUUAAUUUUUAUUUUUUAAAAAUCUUUUCAUAACUUGUACCAAGCACAGUAUUACAGAAACAAGAGGAUCGAACAUUUGCUAACGGAAUAGCGGAGCUAUGAGUUUUUUUUGGCACGGGGGGAUCAAAGCACUGGUUUGUUUCUCACGACUCAUGACUGGUCUGUUUUGAUUUCAUUUUGAGACAGUUGAAAUAAUGAGGCGGCAAAUUGUCAGCAAAAUAGGGAUUUAUCUUUUUACUAGUUCUUAGCUGUGGCAAUCGAACCAGAUCAUGCAAACUGUACAGUUAACGUCAUGAAAUCAUCAGAAAUACAAACCCUUGAGUGCUUUCUAUCAUCGAUCUCAGUUAUGCAGAACGUUCAUUGAGGGUUCUUUUUUUCUUUCUUAACUAAUGGUUGACUUUGAGCCAGUCCACACUGCCACGUCUCAGAUAAACAAAUCCAUGGGAAUAUGUAUAUAACCUAAUUCUUUAAUUGAUAGCGGAUGUGUUAAGUAUCCUGAAUGUGAUGUCAGUCUUCAAGUCCCAGAGGUCACUUAAAAAAGGUCAUAUUUUUUUUCCUGUCACGUUGGCCCUACACCUACAUUUCAUUUUUUUUAACAAAAAAGGGGGAAAAUACUGAAGUUUUGUGUUCAGACUGAACUGUUUGUAUAUUCAACAUUUGAAGUAUAUUCUAUUUUGUUGUACUCUUGUUUCAAAGUGUAUUAAAGUAGAUUUUACUGAA